GCCCUGCAACCCUAUUAUACCCAGGGCUAUGUCCUCACCACCCUGCAUCCCAUCAUCCUUUCUGUUGGACGUACACGCUCCCUGCCCUUCAGCCUGCUUUACCGAGCCAUACUCGCCCGACCACGACCCAGGUACCAGACACACACACACACACACAGGAGCUGCUUCUCCAGGUAGAAAUUGCCCCAUUUCUAGAAUCAGUUUGAACCAUUAGGAAGGUAAAACACAGACUGACCUGAAAUCUGUGUCUAGGCCUAAGUCGUCACAACAACCCCUAAAGGUGUCCACAUGCUUCCCAGAUGAAACAGUUCGGAAGAGUUCGUGCAUAUAUUAUGGGGACAUUUUUGUUCGUUUUGGACAUCGGUGAGGGUUUUUUCAGCUGUUCGGGGACACACAUUAUUUUCUGGAGGCAAGCUGAAGUUCGGAGCCGAAGUCUACGCUUCUUUGUCGGUGAUUGGUCAACAGUAGGGUUUCUCCAAUAAAAUAUUUGUUGUCAUUCAGUGUUAAUCGACUCGUUUUCAUGCAAAUUCUUUCAUUGAGAACUGCACCAAACAUCUUAGUUAGAUGUCAAAUUGCGCGACUAAGAUCUCCUCAGCAAAAGGGUAAACAUUUAUGACAGAUUUCUUGAGUUAUCUCAGGUUAAUUCUGGCUAUUUUGGGGAAGUGUAUACUGGUUACGGCGUCUCAAAAUGGACAAACAGUACUAUUGCCACUUUUUUCUCAUUUUUCAAGCGAAGGGAGUAUGCGAGCACACUCGUUCGGUUUGCUAGCCGCCAGCCGAACUGAAGCAUGCUGACGCCUUUACCCCCCACCAUCCCUUAAUGUAUCUGAGCUCAGCAUUGAAACAAGCCACCCAGACUUAUACAUUUACAUUUUAGUCAUUUAGCAGACGCUCUUAACCAGAGCGACUUACAGGAGCAAUUAGGGUUAAGUGCCUUGCUCAAGGGCACAUUAACGUCAUUUAGCAGACGCUCUUAGCCAGAGCGACUCACAAAUUGGUGCGUUCACCCUAUAGCCAGUGGGAUAACCACUUUACAAUUUGGGGGGGGGGGGGGGGGGGGGGGGGGGGGGUUAGAAGGAAUACUUUAGCCUAUCCCAGGUAUUCCUUAAAGAGGUGGGGUUUCAAAUGUCUCCGGAAGGUGGUGAGUGACUCCGCUGUCCUGGCGUCGUGAGGGAGCUUGUUCCACCAUUGGGGUGCCAGAGCAGCGAACAGUUUUGACUGGGCUGAGCGGGAGCUGUGCUUCCGCAGAGGAAGGGGAGCCAGCAGGCCAGAGGUGGAUGAACGCAAUGUCCUCGUUUGGGUGUAGGGACUGAUCAGAGCCUGAAGGUACAGGGGUGCCGUUCCCCUCACUGCUCCAAAGGCAAGCACCAUGGUCUUGUAGCGGAUGCGAGCUUCAAUUGGAAGCCAGUGGAGUGUGCGGAGGAGGGGGGUGACGUGAGAGAACUUGGGAAGGUUGAACACCAGACGGGCUGCGGCAUUCUGGAUGAGUUGUAGGGGUUUAAUGGCACAGGCAGGGAGCCCAGCCAACAGCGAGUUGCAGUAGUCCAGACGGGAGAUGACAAGUGCCUGGACCAGGACCUGCGCCGCUUCCUGUGUAAGGCAGGGUCGCACUCUCCGAAUGUUGUAGAGCAUGAACCUGCAGGAGCGGGUCACCGCCUUGAUGUUGGCGGAGAACGACAGGGUGUUGUCCAGGGUCACGCCUAGGCUCUUCGCACUCUGGGAGGAGGACACAGCGGAGUUGUCUACCGUGAUGGCGAGAUCAUGGAACGGGCAGUCCUUCCCCGGGAGGAAGAGCAGCUCCGUCUUGCCAGGGUUCAGCUUGAGGUGGUGAUCCGUCAUCCAUACUGAUAUGUCUGCCAGACAUGCAGAGAUGCGAUUCGCCACCUGGUUAUCAGAAGGGGGAAAGGAGAAGAUUAGUUGUGUAUCGUCAGCGUAGCAAUGAUAGGAAAGGCCAUGUGAGGAUAUGACAGAGCCAAGUGACUUGGUGUAUAGGGAGAAAAGGAGAGGGCCCAAAACCGAUCCCUGGGGGACACCAGUGGUGAGAGCACGUGGUGCGGAGACAGCUUCCCGCCACGCCACUUGGUAGGAGCGACCGGUCAGGUAGGACGCAAUCCAGGAGUGAGCCGCGCCGGAGAUUCCCAUUUCGGAGAGGGUGGAGAGGAGGAUCUGAUGGUUCACAGUAUCAAAGGCAGCAGACAGGUCUAGAAGGACAAGAGCAGAGGAGAGAGAGUUAGCUUUAGCAGUGCGGAGAGUCUCUGUGACACAGAGAAGAGCAGUCUCAGUUGAAUGACCAGUCCUGAAACCUGAUUGGUUUGGAUCAAGAAGGUCAUUCUGAGAGAGAUAGCAAGAGAGUUGGCUAAAGACGGCACGCUCAAUAGUUUUGGAAAGAAAAGAAAGAAGGGAUACUGGUCUGUAGUUGUUGACAUCAGUGGGGUCGAGUGUUGGUUUUUUGAGAAGGGGAGUAACUCUCGCUCUCUUGAAGACGGAAGGGACAUGGCCAGCGGUCAAGGAUGAGUUGAUCAGCGAGGUGAGGUAGGGGAGAAGGUCACCGGAGAUGGUCUGGAGAAGGGAGGAGGGGAUGGGGUCAAGCGGGCAGGUUGUUGGGCGGCCUGCAGUCACAAGUCGCAGGAUCUUAUCUGGAGAGAGAGGGGAGAAAGAAGUCAAAGCAUAGGGUAGGGCAGUGUGAGCAGGACCAGCAGUGUCAUUAGACUUAACAAACAAGGAUCGGAUGUCGUCAACCUUCUUUUCAAAGUGGUUGACGAAGUCAUCCACAGAGAGAGAGGAGGGGGGGGGGGGGGGGAGGGAGGAUUCAGGAGGGAGGAAAAUGUGGCAAAGAGCUUCCUAGGGUUAGAGGCAGAUGCUUGGAAUUUAGAGUGGUAGAAGGUGGCCUUAGCAGCAGAAACAGAUGAAGAAAAUGUAGAGAGGAGGGAGUGAAAAGAUGCCAGGUCGGCAGGGAAUUUAGUUUUCUUCCAUUUCCGCUCCGCUGCCCGGAGCUCUGUUCUGUGAGCUCGCAAUGAGUCAUCAAGCCACGGAGCUGGAGGGGAGGACCGAGCCGGCCGGGAGGAUAGGGGACACAGAGAGUCAAAGGAUGCAGAAAGGGAGGAGAGGAGGGUUGAGGAGGCAGAAUCAGGAGAUUGGAGGGAGAAGGAUUGAGCAGAGGGAAGAGAUGAUAGGAUGGAAGAGGAGAGAGUAGUGGGAGAGAGAGAGCGAAGGUUGCGGCGGCGCAUUACCAUCUGUGUAAGGGCAGAGUGAGUAGUGUGGGAGGAGAGUGAGAGAGAAAAGGAAACAAAGUAGUGGUCGGAGACUUGGAGGGGAGUUGCAGUGAGAUUAGUAGAGGAGCAGCAUCUAGUGAAGAUGAGGUCAAGCGUAUUGCCUGCCUUGUGAGUAGGGGGGGACGGUGAGAGGGUGAGGUCAAAAGAGGAGAGGAGUGGAAAGAAGGAGGCAGAGAGAAAUGAGUCAAAUGUGGACAUAGGGAGGUUGAAAUCCCCCAAAACUGUGAGGGGUGAGCCAUCCUCAGGGAAGGAACUUAUCAAGGCGUCAAGCUCAUUGAUGAACUCUCCAAGGGAACCUGGAGGGCGAUAGAUGACAAGGAUAUUAAGCUUAAAUGGGCUAGUGACUGUGACAGCAUGGAAUUCAAAUGAGGAGAUAGACAGAUGGGUUAGGGGAAAAAUUGAGAAUGUCCACUUGGGAGAGAUGAGGAUUCCUGUACCACCACCCCUCUGACCAGAUGCUCUCGGGGUAUGCGAGAACACAUGGUCAGACGAGGAGAGAGCAGUAGGAGUAGCGGUGUUUUCAGUGGUGAUCCAUGUUUCCGUCAGCGCCAGGAAGUCGAGGGACUGGAGGUUGGCAUAGGCUGGGAUGAAGUCAGCUUUGUUGGCAGCAGAACGGCAGUUCCAGAGGCUGCCUGCGACCUGGAACUCCACGUGGGUGGUGCGUGCAGGGACCACCAGAUUGGAGAGGCAGCAGCCACGCGGUGUGGUGCGUUUGUGUAGCCUGUGCAGAGAGGAGAGAACAGGGAUAGGCAGAGGCAUAGUUGACAGGCUGUAGCAAAUGGCUACAAAAAUGCAGAGGAGAUCGGAAUGAAAUGGGCUAAGCAUCUGGGAGUGGAGAGAGCAGGGCCUCCCUCACCAAAACUUCUACCUCGGAAACUAAAAUUGUUUCACUGAACCACCCGAAGAAAAAACUCUCCCAACUUCCGCCUUUGGAAAUCAGAAUUGUUGUGAACCACAGCGGUUCAAUGUUUAAAGGAGUAGACUCAACCCACUUUGUUCAGCUAGCCAACUAUGACUCCAUAGCCAACUAGCAGACUAGCAUCCAAUAACAAUAACACACCGUUUAGCGCCAACACUUGGUCACAACAAACCACCAAUAUUGUGAUAACACACUAAACAGAUCAUUCGUGUCUGUGUCAAGUUCCUUACAUGACGCAGCAAUGAUUAGACGUUGGCUAGCUAGGACAAGUAAAUUGUGGUUAGCUACUUCAGUACAGCCAAAUGGUCAUGUUGGGUAGCUAGCAAUGGCCACUGUGUCGACUCUGUUUGAAGAACGGCUAGCUAGCUAGCUUCGUGCUACAGCUGGCACGGCCGAGGACACUGCCAAGACACAGUAACUACCCACAACAACCCACGAAGCCUAGCUAUGACGCCGUAGCCAACCUGCAAGCUAGCAUCCAUUAACACACAACUUAGCAUCAACACCUGGCCACAACAAACUGCCAAGAGUGUGUCAGCACACCAAACAGACAAUUCAAGUCCGUGUCGAGUUCCCUUCACAACGCAGCAAAAAAUAAUAAUAAUAAUAAUAAUAAUAAUAAUUAAACGUUGGAACCAGCUCUCCAGCGUUGCUAAUCGUUACCAAUAGCUACCCGCUAGCUAGCUAGCUUCGUGCCUCAAUUCUAACCCACAAUUACCCACGGAAAGCUACAAUAACAACAAUACUAACCUACAAUAAAUACAAUACCUAACUACAGCUAACUACCUACCUACGAUCUAGUACAUGGUUAAGCAAAAGUUAAACGUUGGGUAGGAGUACAUUACCGUUGGAACCAGCUCUCCAGCGUUGCUAAUCGUUACCAAUAGCUACCCGCUAGCUAGCUAGCCUCGUGCCUCGAUACUAAUCCACAAUUACCUAUGGAAAGCUACUACAACCACAAUACUAACCUACAAUAAAUUCAAUACCUAACUACAGCUAGCUACCUACCUACGAUCUAAUACAUGGUUAAGCAAAAGUUAAACGUUGGGUAGGAGUACAUUACCGUUGGAACCAGCUCUCCAGCGUUGCUAAUCGUUACCAAUAGCUACCCGCUAGCUAGCUAGCCUCAUGCCUCGAUACUAACCCACAAAUUACCCACGGAAAGCUACAAUAACAACAAUACUAACCUACAAUAAAUACAAUACCUAACUACAGCUAACUACCUACCUACGAUCUAAUACAUGGUUAAGCUUUACUCAACACUACAUGUAGCUUACCCCUACUUACCUCCAGCCAGAGAAAAACACGUCCUCUCCCGUGGUAGAUGGGUUAGGGGAAAAAUUGAGAAUGUCCACUUGGGAGAGAUGAGGAUUCCUGUACCACCACCCCUCUGACCAGAUGCUCUCGGGGUAUGCGAGAACACAUGGUCAGACGAGGAGAGAGCAGUAGGAGUAGCGGUGUUUUCAGUGGUGAUCCAUGUUUCCGUCAGCGCCAGGAAGUCGAGGGACUGGAGGUUGGCAUAGGCUGGGAUGAAGUCAGCUUUGUUGGCAGCAGAACGGCAGUUCCAGAGGCUGCCUGCGACCUGGAACUCCACGUGGGUGGUGCGUGCAGGGACCACCAGAUUGGAGAGGCAGCAGCCACGCGGUGUGGUGCGUUUGUGUAGCCUGUGCAGAGAGGAGAGAACAGGGAUAGGCAGAGGCAUAGUUGACAGGCUGUAGCAAAUGGCUACAAAAAUGCAGAGGAGAUCGGAAUGAAAUGGGCUAAGCAUCUGGGAGUGGAGAGAGCAGGGCCUCCCUCACCAAAACUUCUACCUCGGAAACUAAAAUUGUUUCACUGAACCACCCGAAGAAAAAACUCUCCCAACUUCCGCCUUUGGAAAUCAGAAUUGUUGUGAACCACAGCGGUUCAAUGUUUAAAGGAGUAGACUCAACCCACUUUGUUCAGCUAGCCAACUAUGACUCCAUAGCCAACUAGCAGACUAGCAUCCAAUAACAAUAACACACCGUUUAGCGCCAACACUUGGUCACAACAAACCACCAAUAUUGUGAUAACACACUAAACAGAUCAUUCGUGUCUGUGUCAAGUUCCUUACAUGACGCAGCAAUGAUUAGACGUUGGCUAGCUAGGACAAGUAAAUUGUGGUUAGCUACUUCAGUACAGCCAAAUGGUCAUGUUGGGUAGCUAGCAAUGGCCACUGUGUCGACUCUGUUUGAAGAACGGCUAGCUAGCUAGCUUCGUGCUACAGCUGGCACGGCCGAGGACACUGCCAAGACACAGUAACUACCCACAACAACCCACGAAGCCUAGCUAUGACGCCGUAGCCAACCUGCAAGCUAGCAUCCAUUAACACACAACUUAGCAUCAACACCUGGCCACAACAAACUGCCAAGAGUGUGUCAGCACACCAAACAGACAAUUCAAGUCCGUGUCGAGUUCCCUUCACAACGCAGCAAAAAAAUAAAAUAAUAAUAAUAAUAAUAAUUAAACGUUGGAACCAGCUCUCCAGCGUUGCUAAUCGUUACCAAUAGCUACCCGCUAGCUAGCUAGCUUCGUGCCUCAAUUCUAACCCACAAUUACCCACGGAAAGCUACAAUAACAACAAUACUAACCUACAAUAAAUACAAUACCUAACUACAGCUAACUACCUACCUACGAUCUAGUACAUGGUUAAGCAAAAGUUAAACGUUGGGUAGGAGUACAUUACCGUUGGAACCAGCUCUCCAGCGUUGCUAAUCGUUACCAAUAGCUACCCGCUAGCUAGCUAGCCUCGUGCCUCGAUACUAAUCCACAAUUACCUAUGGAAAGCUACUACAACCACAAUACUAACCUACAAUAAAUUCAAUACCUAACUACAGCUAGCUACCUACCUACGAUCUAAUACAUGGUUAAGCAAAAGUUAAACGUUGGGUAGGAGUACAUUACCGUUGGAACCAGCUCUCCAGCGUUGCUAAUCGUUACCAAUAGCUACCCGCUAGCUAGCUAGCCUCAUGCCUCGAUACUAACCCACAAAUUACCCACGGAAAGCUACAAUAACAACAAUACUAACCUACAAUAAAUACAAUACCUAACUACAGCUAACUACCUACCUACGAUCUAAUACAUGGUUAAGCUUUACUCAACACUACAUGUAGCUUACCCCUACUUACCUCCAGCCAGAGAAAAACACGUCCUCUCCCGUGGUAGCAGGGUUAUCCCAGCCAACCUGGGAAAUAUAUGAAUGAUAGAUGUAGCUGCAUAUUGAAUGCAAAGUCAGUGGGAGGUCAGACUGCUGUUUAAGAAGGAAGGGCGGGGGGAGACUCCUGGAGAGGAUGUUUUGGGGGGCUCUCAGCUUCAGGGGCUGCCAUUGGGUAGAAAUGUACCCUGACAACAACAUAUCUCUCAAUAGGGUUGCAGAGCCUCACACAUGGUGCCCCCUGUGUUAUUGUCAUACCUGUAAUAUUAUUAUAUUUAAUUAAUAUAAUUAAAAUAUAAAGGUGUUUUAUUUUAAUAUGUAUAUACUACAGUAUAUACACUACCUAUUUGGAAUGGUUGUUUAUCCUUUAUGUAAUGCUUAGAAAGUAGUCGUCAUCUCAUUAAUGAUUUAUAAGUUUUGUGCAAACAUUGACAAAAACAAAUCAAGUAUGAACUCUCCAGCUGGAUAGGGCUCAGUAGCGUGAUACCAUUUACCAAACUAAUCCAUACAGAUCUUUACAGCCAUCAGAGUAGCUAACAGUCAAAACACAUGAAUGACGAAUGAAUGACCUGUAUGCCGCUUGUGAUAAUCAGUGAUUAACAGUUUGAACCUGACUGAAUAUCUGUCUCUUUUCAUUUCUUUUAUUUUAUGUUCUCUCCUCUCUUCUCUGUCUCCUAGCAAGCAGGCGGUGUCCAUGUGUCACAGUGUUCCGGUGUUGAGGGUGGAGGAGUGGCCUAUCCCAGGAGAGUCCCUGACGGUGGACACUGUUAGAGCACUCAUUGACAGGGUGAACAGUAGUGCCCGGGGGGGCGUGAGGUUUGUGGGCUCGGUGCUCCAGCAGGCUGGAGGAGGGGGCAGUAACGGUAAGGUGCCUAGCCCCAGGAGGGGCUGCCGAUCCCUCCCACGCACCCCUCCAUGUACCCCUCCUGGAGAUGGAGACAGAGACCUGGAGGAGCACAGCCCUACCUACAGCCCUGGUGAGAUUCUUGUUUUCUUUCCUUUUCUCGUCCCGUGUCUCCUCUUCUCUCCUUUCCUCUUCUCUCCUUUCCUCUUCUCUCCUUUCCUUUCCUCUUCUCUCCUUUCCUUUCCUCUUCUCUCCUUUCCUCUUCUCUCCUUUCCUUUCCUCUUCUCUCCUUUCCUCUUCUCUUCUCUCCUUUCCUUUCCUUUCCUCUUCUUGUCUUUCCUCUCCUCCUCUUUUCUGUUCUCAUCUUUCCUCAGCUCUCAGGCUUCCACUUUCUCAUGACUUGGAAGGAUGGCAAUGUGAGACUACUUCUCUCCUCAUCUGUCUCCUCCCCUGAACAAUGUUGACAUGUGGGUUGUGAUGUCAGUGUAGUUCAGUUGAACUCUGUGUUGUGUGGCCUUUCCUGCCCCAGGGCUAUCUGUCAGAGAUAACCCUCACCCACCAAGCAGGGCACAACUCCUCACUACAGAGACAACCAUACAGACUGACAUGUCUUUGUCCUAAGCAGAGCAAGUUGAGUUCGUUAUAGUUCCCAUAACCUCAUUGAAUGUGUUUUAUCUCUGCAUCUUCUUUCUUCUCCUCCGUGAUGGCUAGAACUGGCAGAUUGAACUGACUCUCUCUCUCUCCCUCUCUCCCCCCCCCCCCCCUCCAUCUCUCCCUCCCUCCCCCCCCCCCCUCCAUCUCUCCCUCCUCCCCCUGUCUCCCUCCUCCCCCUCUCUCUCAGACCUGAGGUUGCUGGUGUUUUUCCACUCGUGGGCACCAGGCUGUGCUCCGCUGGACGCUCUGGCCUGCCAGUACCACCAGGGGGCGCUGUCCAUGCGCGUUUCCAGGAAGGGUCAAAUGGUCAGCGGGCUGGAGGCCGAUUGGCUGGAGCUGACUGCAGCCUACUACCGUAAAGGCUGGUCAUUGGUGGACUCGUUUGUGUACUGGGACACACCCAAAGGUACUGUCAAAUACAAAGAUAUAGAGAGACUUCUAAGGUGGAUGUAAGAUUAAUGUACAUCAGUGACAUCUUGCUUAGGAGUUGUAAGGCCUCCUCAUCUUCUUCCUCCUCUCCCUCCCUCUUCUCCCACUGUGGCUAUAUUUGGAGCUCUCUUCCCAACCUGGCUUCCUGUUCCGCCAUAGACUGGCAGCAUAAAAUCCACAUAAUUUGUAGACAUCUGGGGCCUGAGAAUAUAGCACACGGGGGUCUGUCGCUCUCUCACACACAGCCUAUUGCUUCAUGUCUUUAACUACCUCAUUGUCAUUCCAAUGACAUACUUUCAGUACUGACUAGAAUUCACUGCCUCAUGUAGAGCAUUGUUCACAUUGCAGUUCAGCAGCUAUGUUAAGGUAUCUGGUGAUGCACGUCUGUCCACCGAUUGCAUUCGUGUAACUCAUAGCUUAUGUAUGAUUUAAUGUUUUCUGGUUGAUAUGCAUUGUGUGUUGAUACACUGAACAAAAAUGUAAACGCAACAAGUAAAGUGUUGGUCCCAUGUUUCAUGAGCUGAAAUAAAAGCACAAAAAGCUUAUUUCUCUCAAAUGUUGUGCACAAAUGUGUUUACGUCCCUGUUAGUGAGCAUUUCUCCUUUGCCAAGAUAAUCCAUCCACCUGACAGGUGUGGCAUAUCAAGAAGCUAUUAAACAGCAUGAUCAUUACACAGGUGCCACAGAUGUCUCAAAUUUUGAGGGAGCGUGCAGUUAUUAAUUCCGCUAUGCCCUCAGACAACCCAUCAAACAGGUAAAGCAUCAAUACAGGACUAAGAUUGAAUCCUACUACACCGGCUCUGAUGAUUGUUGGAUGUGGCAGGGCUUGCAAACUAUUACUUCAAAGGGAAACCCAGCCGCGAGCUGCCUAGUGACCAGACGGGCUAAAUGCCUUUUAUGCUCGCUUCGAGGCAAGUAACACAGAAGCAUGCAUGAGAGCACCAGCUGUUCCGGACGACUGUGUGAUCACACUCUCCAUAGACGAUGUGAGCAAGACCUUUAAACAGGUCAACAUUCAACCUCUCCCUGACCGUGUCUGUAAUACCUACAUGUUUCAAGCAGACCACCAUAGUCCCUGUGCCCAAGAACGCCAAGGUAACCUGCCUAAAUGACUACCGACCUGUAGCACUCAUGUCUGUAGCCAUGAAGUGCUUUGAAAAGCUGGUCAUGGCUCACAUCAACACCAUCAUCCCGGAAACCCUAGACCCACUCCAAUUCACAUACCGCCCCAACAGAUCCACAGAUGACGCAAUCUCAAUUGCACUCCACACUGCCCUUUCCCAGCUUAACAAAUGUGACAGGUGGGAAAUGUGAGAAUGCUGUUCAUUGACUACAGCUCAGCGUUCAACACCAUAGUGUCCUCAAAGCUCAUCACUAAGCUAAGGACCCUGGGACUAAACACCUCUCUCUGCAACUGGAUCCUGGACUUCCUGACGGGCCGCCCCCAGGUGGUAAGGGUAGGCAACAACACAUCUGCCACGCUGAUCCUCAACACUGGGGCCUCUCAGGGGUAUGUGCUUAGUCCCCUCCUGUACUGCUUAUUUACCCAUGACUGCAUGGCCAAGCACGACUCCAACACCAUCAUUAAGUUUGCUGAUGACACAAAAGUGGUAGGCCUGAUUACCGACAACGAUGAGACAGCCUAUAGGGAGGUGGUCAGAGACCUGGCAGUGUGGUGCCAGGACAACAACGUGAGCAAGAAAAAGGAGCUGAUCGUGGACUACAGGAAAAGGAGGGCCGAAAACACGCCCCCAUUCACAUCGGCAGGGCUGUAGUGGAGCGGUAGAGAGCUUCAAGUUCCUUGGUGUCCACAUCACCAACAAACUAUCAUGGUCCAAACACACUAAGACAGUCGUGAAGAGGGCACGACAACGCCUAUUCCCCCUCUGGAGACUGAAAAGAUUUAGCAUGGGUCCCCAGAUCCUCAAAAAGUUAUACAGCUGCACCAUCGAGAGCCUACUGACCGGUUGCAUCACUGCCUGGUAUGGCAACUGCUCGGCAUCUGACCGUAAGGUGCUACAGAGGGUAUUGCGUAUGGCCCAGUACAUCACUGGGGCCAAGCUUCCUGCCAUCCAAGACCUCUAUACUAGGCGGUGUCAGAGGAAGGCCCUUAAAAUUCUCAGACUCCAGUCACCCAAGUCAUAGACUGUUCUCUCUGCUACCGCACGGUACCGCAGCACCAAGUCUAGGUCCAAAAGGCUCCUUAACAGCUUCUACUCCCCAAGCCAUAAGACUGCUGAACAAUUAAUCAAAUGGCUACCCAGACUAUUUGCAUUGACCCCCACACACUGCUGCUACUCGCUGUUUAUUAUCAAUGCAUAGUUACAUGUCCCUACCUACAUGUACAUAUUACCUCAAUUACCUCGACUAACCUGUAACCCUGCACAUUGACUCGGUACCGGUACCCUGUGUAUAUAGCCUUGUUAUUUUUAUUGUAUGUCUUUUUUUACUUUAGUUUAUUUAGGAAAUAUUUUCUUAACUCUUAUUUUCUUAACAGCAUUGUUGGUUAAGGGUAAGCAUUGGUGGUCCUCUGUAGCUAAAUUGGUAGAGCAUGGUGCUUGUAACGCCAGGGUAGUGGGUUCGAUCCCCGGGACCACCCAUACGUAAAAAUGUAUGCACACAUGACUGUAAGUCGCUUUGGAUUAAAGCGUCUGCUAAAUGGAAUAUUAUUAUAUUAUUAUUUCACGGUUGUUGUAUUCGGUGCAUGUGACAAAUAAAAAUGUGAUUUGAUUUGACUGUAGGAAUGUCCACCAGAGCUGUUGCCAGAGAAUAUCAUGGUAAUUUCUCUAACAUAAGACGCCUCCAAAUUCGUUUUAGACAAUUUGGCAGUACGUCCAACCGGCCUCACAUCCGCAGACGACUUGUAUGGCGUCGUGUGGGCGAGCGGUUUGCUGAUGUCAACGUUGUGAACAGAGUGCCCCAUGGUGCCGGUGGGGUAAUGGUAUGGGCAGGCAUAAGCUACGGACAAUGAACACAAUUGCAUUUUAUCGAUGGCAAUUUGAAUGCACAGAGAUACCGUGACGAGAUCCUGAGGUCCAUUGUCGUGCCAUUUAUCCGCCGCCAUCACCUCAUGUUUCAGCAUGAUAAUGCACAGCCCCAUGUCGCAAGGAUCUGUACACAAUUCCUGGAAGCUGAAAAUGGCCCAGUUUUUUCCAUGGCCUGCAUACUCACCAGACAUGUCACCCAUUGAGCAUGUUUGGGAUGCUCUGGAUUGAUGUGUACGACAGCGUGUUCCAGUUCCCACCAAUAUCCAGCAACUUCGCACAGCCUCUGAAGAGGAGUGGGACAACAUUCCACAGGCCACAAUCAACAGCCUGAUCAACUCUAUGCAGGAGAUGUGUAGCGCUGUAUGAGGCAAAUGGUGGUCACACCAGAUACUGACUGGCUUUCUGAUCCAUGCCCCUACUUUUUUUUUAAAGGUAUCUGUGACCAACAUAUGCAUAUCUGUAUUCCCAGUCACUGUAAGUCGAGCGUCUGCUAAAUGACUAAAAUGUAAAUGUAAAUGUAAUGUGAAAUCCAUAGAUUAGGGCCUAAUUUAUUUAUUUAAACUGACUGAUUUCCUUAUAUGAACUGUAACUCAGUAAAAUCUUGGAAAUUGUUUCAUGUUGCAUUUAUAUUUUUGUUCAGUAUAGUUUGCUGACUGAUGGUCUGUCUGUGUGUGUGUGUGUGUUGUGUUGUGUUGUGUUGUCAGGUGAGCCCGUGCCCAGGUCCCUAGAGGGGCUGUUUGUCUAUGAAGAGAGAAGUACUGCCCCUCCUGCCAACGACACUAUCGUAGUGGAGCAGUGGACCGUCAUCGAGGUAAGAGAGCCGUGUGUGUGCAUGCGUUACGUCUUACCUGAGUGUGUGAGUGUCAGCCAGUGAGGACAGGUGAAUGUGUUGCAGUAGGUAUUCGCUAGAGAAGAUCCUGUAAGGAGAGAGAGGUUAGCAUUACGUCUGUGUGUGUGGGGGGAGAGAGAGGUUAGCAUUACGUCUGUGUGUGUGUGGGGAGAGAGAGGUUAGCAUUACGUCUGUGUGUGUGUGGGGGAGAGAGAGGUUAGCAUUACGUCUGUGUGUGUGUGGGGAGAGAGAGGUUAGCAUUAUGUCUGUGUGUGUUGGGGGGGAGAGAGGUUAGCAUUACGUCUGUGUGUGUGUGGGGAGAGAGAGAUUAGCAUUAUGUUUGUGUGUGUGGGGAGAGAUUAGCAUUGUGUGUGGGGGGGAUUAGCAUUAUGUCUGUGUGUGGGGGGGAGAGAUUAGCAUUACGUCUGUGUGUGGGGGGAGAGAUUAGCAUUAUGUCUGUGUGUGGGGGGGAGAGAUUAGCAUUAUGUCUGUGUGUGGGGGGGAGAGAUUAGCAUUAUGUCUGAGUGUGGGGGGAAAGAUUAGCAUUAUGUCUGUGUGUGGGGGGGGAGAGAUUAGCAUUAUGUCUGUGUGGGGGGAGAGAGAGAUUAGCAUUAUGUCUGUGUGUGGGGGGAGAGAGAGAUUAGCAUUAUGUUUGUGUGUGGGGGGGAGAGAUUAGCAUUAUGUCUGUGUGUGGGGGGGGAGAGAUUAACAUUAUGUUUGUGUGUGUGGGGAGGGAUUAGCAUUGUGUGUGGGGGGGAUUAGCAUUACGUCUGUGUGUGGGGGGGAGAGAUUAGCAUUAUGUAUGUGUGUGGGGGGGGAGAGAUUAGCAUUAUGUCUGUGUGUGGGGGGGAGAGAUUAGCAUUAUGUUUGUGUGUGUGGGGAGAGAUUAGCAUUGUGUGUGGGGGGGAUUAGCAUUACGUCUGUGUGUGGGGGGGAGAGAUUAGCAUUAUGUCUGUGUGUGGGGUGAGAGAUUAGCAUUAUGUCUGUGUGUGGGGGGGGGGGAGAUUAGCAUAGUGUGUGUGGGGGGGGCUUAGCAUUAUGUCUGUGUGUGUGUGUGUGGGGGGGGAGAUUAGCAUCAUGUCUGUGUGUGUGGGGGAGAUAUUAGCAUCAUGUCUGUGUGGGGGGGGGGGGGGGGGAUUAGCAUUAUGUCUGUGUGGGGGGGGAGAGAUUAGAAUAGUGUGUGUGGGGGGGAUUAACAUUAUGUCUGUGUGUGGGGGGGAGAGAUUAGCAUCAUGUCUGUGUGUGGGGGGGAGAGAUUAGCAUAGUGUGUGUGGGGGGGCUUAGCAUUAUGUCUGUGUGUGUGUGUGUGGGGGGGGGGGGGGAGAUAUUAGCAUCAUGUCUGUGUGUGGGGGGAGAUAUUAGCAUCACGUCUGUGUGUGUGGUGGAGAUAUUAGCAUCAUGUCUGUGUGUGGGGGGGAGAUAUUAACAUUAUGUCUGUGUGUGGGGGGUAGAGAUUAGCAUCAUGUCUGUGUGUGUGGGGGAGAGAUUAGCAUUAUGUCUGUGUUUGGGGGAGAGAUUAGCAUUAUGUCUGUGUGUGUGGGGGGGGGCGAUUAGCAUCAUGUCUGUGUGUGUGGGGGAGAGAUUAGCAUCAUGUGUGUGGGGGGGAGAGAUUAGCAUCAUGUCUGUGUGUGUGGGGGAGAGAUUAGCAUCGUGUGUGUGGGGGGGAGAGAUUAGCAUCAUGUCUGUGUGUGUGGGGGAGAUAUUAGCAUCAUGUCUGUGUGUGGGGGGGAGAGAUUAGCAUUAUGUCUGUGGUUGGGGGGGUGAAGAGAGAUUAGCAUUUUGUCUGUGUGCGUGGGGGAGAGAUUAGCAUCUUGUCUAUGUGUGUGGGGGAGAGAUUAGCAUUAUGUCUGUGUGGGGGGGAGGGAUUAGCAUUAUGUCUGUGUGUGUGGGGGAGAGAUUAGCAUUAUGUGUGUGUGUGGGGGGGAGAGAUUAGCAUCAUGUCUGUGUGUGUGGGGGAGAGAUUAGCAUUAUGUCUGUGUGUGUGGGGGGGGAGAGAUUAGCAUCAUGUCUGUGUGUGGGGGAGAGAGAUUAGCAUUGUAUGUGUGUGGUGGGGGGGAGAGAUUAGCAUCAUGUCUGUGUGUGUGUGGAGAGAUUAGCAUUGUGUGUGGGGGGGAGAUUAGCAUUGUGUGUGGGGGGGAGAGAUUAGCAUUAUGUCUGUGUGUGGAGAGAUUACCAUCAUGUCUGUGUGUGUGGGGGAAAGAUUAGCAUCAUGUCUGUGUGUGUGUGGGGGGGAGAUUAGCAUUGUGUGGGGGAGAGAUUAGCAUCAUGUCUGUGUGUGGGGGGGAGAGAGAUUAGCAUCAUGUCUGUGUGGGGGGGAGAGAGAUUAGCAUUGUAUGUGUGUGGUGGGGGGAAGAGAUUAGCAUUCUGUCUGUGUGGGGGGGAGAGAGAUUAGCAUUCUGUCUGUGUGGGUGGGGGAGAGAGAUUAGCAUUGUGUGUGUGUGGAGAGAUUAGCAUUGUGUGUGGGGGGGAGAUUAGCAUUGUGUGUGGGGGGAGAGAUUAGCAUUAUGUCUGUGUGUGGAGAGAUUACCAUCAUGUCUGUGUGUGUGUGUGGGGGGGAGAUUAGCAUAAUGUCUGUGUGUGUGUGGGGGCGGGGAGAGAGAUUAGCAUCUGUACGCGUGUGAAAGUAAAACAGAGCUCAAACAACUAGUGGUGGUGAAUGACCUCAUUCACAUGUGACUUAAUGUGUGCCAACAACCCUAAUCGUAACACUAGAAGAUGGAUAAACAACUGUAGAAAACAUUCAACAAUUACCUCUAUCCAGUGUGUGACGAUUACCUCUAUCCAGUGUGUGACGAUUACCUCUAUCCAGUGUGUGACAACAUUGUUGUGCUGUGUAGGGUUCUGAUGUGAAGACCGAUUAUGGGCCACUCCUUCACACACUGGCUGAGUUCGGCUGGCUGCUCACCUGUGUCCUGCCCACACAUAUCAUCCGCCAUGACCGGUAACACACAUAAUUGAUGGAGAUUUUGAUAUUAAUGUUGUUGGACCAGUCUUGGCUCAAGUCUCUGUACUCAUUGAUGCACUCAAGGGAUGAACCUGACAUGGCACUUUAAUGUUUUGUGUGUUGCCUGAUGGUCCUUCUCAGAACAAAGGUGUCAAUUUUGUAGCCCGGGUCAUCAUGCCUUAUAUGACUGUUUUCCUUCAUAAACUCUUGUAAUGUUGUGUGUGUUUGUCUAGUGAUGGUAACCUGGCAACCAAGCAGGUGGUGUUCCUACAGAGACCAAUCAAGACCUCUUCAAUACCACAGAGGAACCAUGUGAGGGCUUGGUUUCAUUUAGAACGAAAUACUACAACAGGAAAGCUGCUAUUUGUGACAAUACUGCUCCCCUGUGGACGUUUUUAUGAUAAAGGGAAGUGGAAAAUGAAAGCAAAGUGAGAUGUAGCAGUAUCAUACAAAUCAAUGAAUUGUAUUAAAUUGCUACACUAUCAUGCCUAAACUUAACCUUAAACACGCAACUUUAAAAUUUGACGUUUGAGAAACAUGGAUGAACGUCUAAUUCUGAAGUGAGGGCUAGUUGCCAUUACACACAUCUGUGCUGCAUUAGAUAUGCGUGUUGCUUUUACAAUAUAUUUUUAUGACCUCUGACUAUAUGCACAAUGUUUAGCGUUACUGCAUUGAAAAGUCACCGUCACAGGGACAUGCUAGCCUCUUCCUCUCUGAUCCUCCCCUCUCUGUCCUCUCCCAGGCGGGGUCCAUUCAGAGGGACGUGUCCACUCGCUCUGUGAGUCAAGGUGUGGGCGGCCCCCUAACACCCCCCACUGUGGAGCUGUCCCCCACCGCUGGGGGUAUCGGGGGGUUCCCUGUUUUCGGAGGGGGGUACCCCAGCGCCCUGUCCCACCUAGAGGAGGGGGGCUUCGAGCACGACGACGGGGCGGCAGAGGUCACCUGC
This is a messenger RNA of Coregonus sp. 'balchen', 16995 nucleotides long. The record is from the annotation of a GenBank genome assembly. Lineage: Eukaryota; Metazoa; Chordata; Actinopteri; Salmoniformes; Salmonidae.